GAGUAUAUUCCAUUUGACAAGUUUCCCAAAGUUCCACAGUCGAUUCUUGACCAACCUGUAGAAGAGCUUUAUAAAUUCAUUGAUGAGGAGCCACCGAUGUUGUCACCAGAAGCCAUUAAACAGAAGAAAGAGACAUAUGUAGACUUCGCAAUACCUGACAAGUAUCUCAAGUACAAGACGAAAGAUGAGAUUACCGCCAAGGACAGGGCCCUAGUUGAGGAGUUGGACAAGUUUUUGAAGCUUGAUGAUGAUGAAGAGAUUGCUCAAUCUCAACUCAAGUUGAUUAAGCUAUACUACGACCAAGAUUCCAAUACCUUCCAGCCAUUGCCAGAACACACACUCAAGAAAUCAUUACUGGGUAUGAUCAACUUGAAUCCUUCCUUAGACGAAAUUGAUGACGAGUACCUUUGGAAGAUUCUUCCAAAAGGAAAACUAUUUGGAUUACCUCCUUUUGAGAGCAAGAUCUCUCCUGACGGGUUUAAGAAUUGGGAGAAGGAAAUGCUUGAAAGAAAACACAAAGAAAACUCAGCUAGAGCCAUAGAUGCUAAGGAGUUUAACGAUUUCCAAUCACAACUCACAGACUCGAAGUCUUUCUAUGCCAAGACUGGAGCCCGUAGGAAGUUGAAUAGAAAGUUGGUAAAAAAGUACAAGCAGUUGAAAGAGGAAGGCAAAAUUCCAAAGGAUAUGGACAAGGAUCCAAACGACGAUAAUGAUGAUUUAUUAUGA
This is a messenger RNA of Scheffersomyces stipitis CBS 6054, 726 nucleotides long. RefSeq lists its product as uncharacterized. The annotation marks the transcript as partial. The transcript has 2 exons. The record is from RefSeq and is a predicted model, not a curated record. NCBI's taxonomy places the organism in Eukaryota, Fungi, Ascomycota, Pichiomycetes, Serinales, Debaryomycetaceae.